Messenger RNA from Saccostrea echinata, 3903 nucleotides. Its product is annotated as erythroid differentiation-related factor 1-like. Lineage: Eukaryota; Metazoa; Mollusca; Bivalvia; Ostreida; Ostreidae. The transcript is spliced from 22 exons. The record is from RefSeq and is a predicted model, not a curated record. Gene Ontology annotation, biological process: positive regulation of DNA-templated transcription. Bases 172 to 3693 code for a protein of 1173 amino acids.
ACUUACUACCUACUGUUACCAAUGGUAAAAAUGGAUUUGCAACAAGGUGACACGUGAUUCUGGACUAAGCAAAGGAAUGAUGCAAAAGGCUGUAGUUUGCCAAAACUUUGAUUUUGAUAAAUACAUCUGCAACCCAACCAAAUUCAACAUUGAUACAGAGGGGAUAUAGAGAUGGAUGUACCGAAGAAUUUGCAUCUACAUACAUCAAGCGAUGGUGGCAUUAUUAAAGACUCAAUGACUCACGCUUCCUCAUUGGGUGAUGAUUCCUGUUCUUCAUCCUUUGCAUCACAACAGAACUCUGUUACUCCACGUCAAACAGAUCAGUCUGUUUUAAGGUACAGUAGAAGCAGCAGUACAGAUAGCUCAGAUUCCCAUGAUAGAGGGGAGAUCAAGUCUAUUGUAAGAGUGAAGGACCCUGCACUAGAUUUCUCACCUCUAAUGGCAUUACUGCAGCCUUACACAGAUCUGAACAAGCCACCAGCUAACUGGUUAAGGAGGAGAUCUCUUCCUCAGCAGCAGAGGGCAAGGCAAUUUUUGUGGCCAAAAAGAGUUUCAAGUUUUGCGAUGGCAAACAAUGCAUUAGACCUUACCGGAGAAGUUGAUGUGAUAUCACAAGCGAAGAGUAUCAAGAAACUGCUGAAGAUGCCAUUUUCGUCUAAGUCCCAGAUCAGUAUGAUGGUUCACAAAGUGGACAAUUCUCUUCUGAUUGAUGACUUUGAUAUUCACAAAAACCUGUUGAGAAAGCAGAAUGAUGACUGGAAAUGGUUGCGGGAAUUUUACUUGGAGUCAGUAAAGAAGGACAUGCAGGUGAAAUGUGUGCCAAAGAAAAAGAAGACCAGAGACUAUCUUCAGAAUAAAAACAUGCUUUCCAAGUUUCUGUACAGAAGUGUACAAGAAGCAUUGAAUUCCGGAGAAUCACUGCCAGUGUCAACAUUAAACAGAGAUCUUAGUGAGCAGGACGAAUUCUCAGAAGACUUGUUUGGACAGCACCGAGAACUGAUCUGGACUUUUGAGAACAUUCAGAUGUUGAUUGGAACAGAUUUACCUAUCUUUACACGUGGCACUAAUUACCCAUGUGUAAGUCUAAGAUUAAGGGAUAUGAACACCCCCAUUAAUGUUCUGACGGGACUGGACUAUUGGCUGGAUAACCUGAUGUGUAACGUCCCAGAGGUGGCCAUGUGCUUCCAUUUAGAUGGUAUUGUACAGAAAUAUGAACUUAUAAAGACCGAGGAUAUUCCUAACCUUAAGGACUCCGAGUUUGACCCUCAUAUGGUGACGGACAUUGCCUGCAAUAUAUUAUCUUUCCUGAAAUCGAAUGCCACAAAGGAGGGGCACACCUACUGGUUAUACAAAGGAGUGGACGAUGAUGUGGUCAAGCUAUAUGACCUGACCUCUUUAGCGGACAGUCAGGAGGAUCAGUCUAACCCAUUCACCGUCCCCCUCGGCAGACUACUGUAUCGUGUAGCCUGCAACAUGUGGAGAAACGGAAACAAAAGUAGAAGAAGAAUCCGACUGCUAUUAGAAAACUGCUUACUGCUGUUAGAUGAAGAGAAACAUUCUCAGAUAUGUACAUCAGCCCACUACCUUCUUUCUGAUGUGGUAGUGCCAGAUGCCAUUAUAGAAGAUGGCUGGAAAGACACCACUGAGAAAGACUCUGAUGGAGAGGAAACUAAUUCCCAUUCUAAACAGUCAGAUAAUUCCGACAUAGAAGAUGAACAGUUUACAUCGGUAACAUUAAAAUCACUGUGUGAUCAGAAUAGCUACAGAAAACAGGCAAGCCCGACUAAGAGCACGCCAGUGGUGACUGAGGUCAAGAGUUCACAGGUGGUGGCUGAUGUCACAGAGAGGUGUCUGGAUGCUGUUAAACAUACCGCAAGGGGAUUACUGUGUCUAGAUAAAGACUUCACCAUACAGAUACGAAAAAACAAAAACAUAGUGGAGGAACAAAUGACCUGUAACAAAGAUACAGCAAUUCCUCUGCACUACGAACCCCUCCAGAAAUCAGCUCCACCCCAUAACGACACAGAGCCUCCCCUACAUGACAGGGAUCAGUCCGUGGUGGAAACAGAGAGUUCCCUCACCUGGCAUCGCACCCUCAAGGUCCUCCUGCUGAAGAAAGCCGCCGUAGCAUUGUACACACUGGCCAGAGGAGCUGCAGUAGAAUACCAGGCUGGAAAAAGUCUACGUCUCCUGAAAAUUUCACUUCAGUGUUUUGAUGCCAUGAAAAUUCUCCUGCCUGAGAAAGCAACAGAGAACAGUGAAUUGUUAUGUGGGAUGCUGGGUCUGGCUGGAGAUGUUCUGCUACUUUGUGUUCACCAGAAUCUCAGUCUGCACUCAGUGAUGGAGGCAAUGUUUAACUACUCUGAGGAUGAAAUCAGUCUAUCUGAAAGUGUGUCCAGGGAACUGGAAAGUUUUGAGUAUGAUUGGGUGUUUGAGCUUAAAAUAGGAGACAUUGAAGGUUGUUUAAACCAGUGCUGUAAGUGUUACCAGGAAGCUCUGAAUGUUCUCAAAUCAUCAGAGAAUGAUGACAAACCUGAUACUGCGAUAUCCCUACAGAAACGCUUUGCCAACAUUAAAAAUGAGCUAGGUGUGUGGUAUAUGAACCAGGCCCAGAUCUGUCUUCAAAAAGAUGAACCUCCAUUUCCUAGUGCAAAAAUGGACAGCCUUUGUCAAAAGUCCUUUUCAGCAUUGGAGGAGGGUGUAACUGUGUUUGCGAGUUUGUCUGAUAAACCAAACACAGCUCUUCUGUACACAAACAAAGGACGGCUGAUGAGACUUUAUGCCCAGGCUUAUACCCAGAACACAAUGCAGUUGGAAAAUCCACAGUUCAGUGAUGUGGAACGUAAAUAUUUUAAACAGGCAAUUGACUGCUACAACAAAGCCCUGGAAUAUCUCCAUGGAGGUCAAUAUACUGAGAUCUGGGAAUCUGUCUGCUGGGAAAUGUCAACCUGUUUCUUCAACAUGGCUAUCCUUCUUCAGGAUUAUGUGCCAUUACAGGAGUAUACCCAAGAUGAGGUUGAGAAGGAGGUUGUGGAUUUGCUGAUGAAAUCUCUCAAAUACUGUAAUGUUGAUAUCAAAUCAGCCAAGCAGCCAAUGUGUCAGUACCGAGCCGCAAACAUCCACCACCGACUAGCCUCUCUGUAUCACAACUCUCUAAGAAACCAACAGAAUUCUGAGCAGAGGAAGAAGUACCUACGGCACCUGAUGGAGACACACUACAGAAAAGCUGAGAGUUUUUUCUCCCUGUUAGAAUGUCACACAGAACUUCUUCGAGUUUUGUUAGAGCAGGUAGCCUUGUGGGAAUACAUAUUGCAAGGUCUACCCAGUACAAAAACACAGCUGAAGCCAUUAAUGUCAGCAGUCAGGUGCUUGUUGGAAUGUCGAGGGGUGCUGGUUCACAUGAUCGAACAGCUGGAUGAUCCUGACAUAAGUGAUAAAGUCCAGUCAGAGGGGGAAAGCUUGACGGACAUAUUGGAGUCAAGACUACAGUUUAUACUGCUGCAGCUCAUCAAGUGCUACAAAACAAACAAAUUAAGUAAACAUAGUAAUAUUUUGAAAACAAAGGCACUCUAUAGAAAAAGCCUAGAAAACAAAGAUCCCACAAAAUCAUCUCCGAUGAAGAGUCGCUGGAGCCAUCUUGUCCAGUUAUUAGAAGAACUUCAGUCUCUCAAACCAGAAUCUGAGUUUACAUGAACCUUUGGUGUCAGAAGAAUUGUUUGCUAGGAGUGGAGGGUUGUCAACUUUUCAACAAAAUUAGGAGACAGAAUUAUAUGGCUGUUUAAGAACUUCAGCAUCAAAUAUUAAUAUUUUUUUAAUAGAACUGUGAUUUUCUUUUACAUAUACAGUGUUCCAUUUGACAUACUUUAUGACAUCAUGGAUCUAAAUAAAUAAAAAUAUGAACUA